Molecule: messenger RNA, 1521 nt
Organism: Entelurus aequoreus (snake pipefish)
Lineage: Eukaryota; Metazoa; Chordata; Actinopteri; Syngnathiformes; Syngnathidae
Product: opioid growth factor receptor-like
Exons: 1
Coding region: 193-1377 (394 amino acids)
Cellular component (GO): membrane
Molecular function (GO): opioid growth factor receptor activity
Source: RefSeq, a predicted model, not a curated record
CAACCUGCUCAAACCACACCCAGUGGUAUCAUCCCUUCAUGUGGAUAUUGUCAUGGCAAACAUGCUCUGAUUGACUGCUCACAAUUCAAAACACAGUCACAUGACAACAAGGUUGAAUUUUUAAGAAGGCAAGGAUAUUGUUUUGGUUGCCUACUAAAAUGUCAUUUAAGCAAAAAUUGUAAAAGAAGAAUAAUGUGUCAUGUUUGCAAAAUGAAACAUCCUACUGUACUUCAUAUUCCAAGUGAAAAAGGCCCAAGACAGGAAAAUCAAGCAAAGUCCACUGCUGAGACAGAAGAAACCCCUAUAAGCAGUACUCUUGUUUCAGCCGGUGAUGCAACCGGGGCCGGGAAAGACUGUGCACCUGCAAUCAUGCCAGUCAGAGUUAAGACGGCAAUCAUGGAGGACGACUGUGUGUGUGCUUACGACUCGACCUGGGACACAGAGAGUGAUGGAGAGGACCAGGCCGCAGAUGGUCAACAUCGUCGAUCUAGUCGAGACAAAAAUAAAUCUGGUUGGACUUCAGAAUCGUGGCAUCACACGCCCAGAAACAUGAGGGCAGCAAAGGACAUGCAGAACUACAGAAGAGGAUACCCUAAUCUUGCAGAUGAAGAGUGCUCAGAGGACAAAAUGAAGAAUUUGCAGUUUUACCUCAAUAAAUUCCCCUCUUCACCUGAUAAUGUCUACAUUGAAUUGUUCCUCAAAGAAUGGAAGAAUGACUACAAAAAGCUGGAGAGUGUUCACUCAUACAUUCAGUGGCUGUUUCCACUCCGAGAACCAGGGGUAAACUACAUGGCUUCUGAACUCACCAAGAAGGAAAUUGAGGCCUUUAAGGGUAAUGAUGAUGCAAAAAAGAGGCUAGUGGAGUCCUAUGAACUCAUGUUGGGCUUCUACGGCGUCCGCCUGGUUAACAAAGAGACGGGUGAAGUGACACGAGCAGACAACUGGAAAGAGCGCUUCAGGAACCUUGAGCAGAACAUGCACAACAACAUGCGCAUCACUCGCAUCUUAAAGAGUCUGGGCGAGCUAGGAUUUGAGCACUAUCAGGCACCGCUCGUUCGCUUCUUCCUCGAGGAGACUCUGGUCAAGAAAAACCUCACCAGUGUUAAACACAGCGUACUUGACUACUUCCUGUUUGCGAUUCUGGAUAAACAACAACGCCAGGAGUUGGUGAGCUACGCCUACCUUCACUUUGAACCAAAGGAUAAAUUUGUGUGGUGUCCCAGGAAGAUUCAGAGGCAGUUUAAGAAGUUCACAAAGAAAGAAAAACAUUGGCAUUCCUCCUCUUCUUCUUCCACAAAAGACCAUUACGAAGAUAAAGAAAAAUCACGGACUCCACCAAGGACAAGACCAUGGACCAUGGAACAAGGAAACAUGUAACAAGACCAUGGACCAUGGAACAAGGAAACACAUAACAAGGCCAUGGACCUAAGACCAUGGAACAAGUAAAGACAUUUCCAGAUGCCAAAGGCUUUGUAAGAAGUGUUUUGGUUAAAACCAAGACCAACACGGUUCAACGACCAA